Rotaria sordida is the source of this 3228-nucleotide messenger RNA. The record is from the annotation of a GenBank genome assembly. Lineage: Eukaryota; Metazoa; Rotifera; Eurotatoria; Philodinida; Philodinidae.
AUGUCGCGUGUUGCAAGCAAUCUUCCGACAACACGACAAAGAAAUGGUGUUGGCCAAUCAACCAAACCACUUACAAGUCGUUCUUCAAGUAAUACUAGUUUAAAUAGUAGUGGUGGAGAUGGACGUGGUUUUAAUAUUCGAAGUGCUGCACCUCCACCAGUACAAAAAGAAACUGUUCAUGCUUGUCCAUUAUGUAAUAGUGAAUAUAAAGAUCCACGCGUAUUACCUUGUACGCAUACAUAUUGUUUUAAUUGUAUUCGAGAUAAAUUAAUUAAAAAUAGUCGAAUUACAUGUCCAAAAUGUCAUUAUCAAGCACAUCCAUUUGAUGAUACACAUUUACAUGAAUUACCACCUAAUCUUAUCUUAAGUCAAAAAUGGCGUAUUGGUGCACGUCCUAUGCCAUCAAUGCCUAUAUCUAAAAAUCCAAUUACUUAUCAAUCAAAUAUACCAUCAAUACAAAUCUCACAACAAGAUAAACGUAAAUCAAUUAUAAAUGAAAAUAAUGAAUAUGAACGACCAACAAAUGGUGUUGCAUCAAUUGUUAAUACAUUUAAUCAAACAUUAACUAUAGGAGGAAAUACAAAUCAAUCAUCACGUUCAUCAUCAAAUACGCAACCAGUUGUUUCAAAUUUAAUUAAAAUUUAUUCUGAAGCUAGAACAUUAAAACCACAACAAAAUGAAAAUCUUUUACCAACAAAUAAACAUGAUGAAUUAACAAAAAUUUUUCAACAAAUAAUUAAUGAAAAUCAACAACAACAACAACAACAACAAACAACUUCACAAUUAAACGAUAGAGAACCAUCACAAGCAUAUGAAGAAGUUUAUGAAGAAAUUACAUGGGAGAAUCUUCCACAUGGAACAACUCCAGCUGCACCACCUUUUCCUGAACAAUUACAAACAGCUACUGUUAAUCAACAUUAUCCACCUGAUUUACCUGAACGACCUUUAUCAGCUACAUCAUCUGAUCAUAAUUCUGCGAUUGAUAAUCUUCGAGAUAUUUUUAUAGCUAUACAUCAUCAACAAUCAUCUGAAAAAAUUUCAUCAUUUCAACAAAUUCCAAUUGUAGAUGUACCAACAAAUAGUCGAUUAUCAACACCAUCACAUUUACAUAAUGAAGAUGAUGAAGAUAUUAAUAUUAAUCAAACAUCUUUACAUCAAAAUUUAAAUACAAUGACUUUACAACCACAACAUACACGUCAAGCAAGUAAUACUGAUAGUGUUCAUAGUGUUACAAGUGAUUCAACAUCAAGACGAUCAAUUAUUUCACCAAUAAUAAAUCCUAAUAAUAAUAAUAAUAAUCAACAACAAAGAUUUAAUGAAGCAUUUACUUAUCAACAAGAUGAUAAAAUAUCUCAUCGUACAGUUUCAAUGAGUUCAUUAUCAAGAAAUUCAUUAGAUCCAUUUCCACCUCCACCACAAAAUCUCGAGAUACCUGAUACAAUUAAUAAUGAUAUUGGUAAACAACGAUCAACAUCAGCAAUGUCAUAUCGAUCAUCUAUUAAUGAUGAUCGAAAUGAACAUAUGAUGACAUCACAACCUAAAUUGAUUCGAAACGAACCUGUCAAUCCUGAUGUUGGCCUAUCACCUACUAUUCAAAGAAAUAAUUCAUCUCGAAUUAAUAGUGCAUCUCCAAUUCCAAUAAAUCGUUUACCUACAAUGUCUAUGGAACAUGAUACAAAUUAUUCUCGUCAACAAGAAAAUUAUUUAUCACCAUCACCAUUAUUACCAACUGUUGUAACAUCACGUGUUGAUAUAUUAUUAUCUGAUCAAAAACGUUUAGAACGUGAAAUUGAAGAACAAAUUCAACGUUUAAAAUAUGAUUAUGAUGAUGUACGUAAACAAAUUGGUCGUAAAGAAUCAUCAAUACAUAAUGAAGUUAAAAAUAUAGCUGAACGUCUUGAUAAUGAUAUAACAGAACAUUAUAAUCGUAAACAAAAAAUUUAUGCUGAUUUAGCUACUGAUACAAAUGUUGUUGGUACAGAAUUAGAGCGUUUAAAAUCAACUACAAAUAAUAAUAAUAAUAAUAAUAAUACUAAUAAUAAUAAACAACAAUUAUGGGCAAAUCUUGAACAAAUUGAAACUAAUAUACGAAAUAUUCGACAAGCUGUUGAACAACAAAAAGAACCAAAUAGUGUAUUAACAUUUGCUGAAGGACGUCGAGCUAUAGCUGCUGAUACAAUUGGACAAAUAACAUAUAAUGGUACUGAAACACAACAACGUUAUACAACAUCACCAACACGUUCAAUACCAUCAUCAUUAUCAAAUCAUAGUGAACAACCAAUUACAAAUCUUACACCAUUUAAAUAUUUUAAAAUUGAUCAUUUAUCAACAUUAGAACCUGAAGCUAUAGCUGUAACAGAAAAUAAUAAAAAAAUUUUAUUAGGUAUUUGUAAUAAAUUAUUUAUACUUAAUGAAUAUGGUGAUGCACUUAAAACAUUACAAUUAACACCAAGUAUACGUGGUAUAGCUAUAUCAAAAAAAUAUCAAACACAUAAUAUAGCGUAUAUAUCACAUGGUGAUAUUGUAAGUAUGAUUGAUAUUGAUAGUGGACAAACAUUAGAUUGUGUUAAAGAAACAGAUGCAUCAGGAGAAUCAGGUACAUUUUUACCAUUAGGUAUCGAUACGGAUAACGUACAUGGAAAUGUUUAUGUAUGUGAUUAUCGAAAUUCAUGUGUUAUUAAAUUUGAUGAUAAAUUAGAAUUUAUUACGCAAUGGAGAAUUUAUAAUCAUUCAGAUCAAUAUGAUGAAGCUCGACCAAAAUUAAUAUCUGCUUAUGGACAACGUUUAUAUAUAAUUAUUGAACAUUCAUGUAAACCUUAUUUUAAUCAAGGUAUUGCUUAUACAUUUUCACUUCAUAUUUGUGAUGCAAAUUCUGGUAAUAUAAUUAAAAUAAUUGAUGCUGAAUUAUUAUCAACUGAACGUCUUCGUUGGCCAUGUUCAGUACAAGCAAUAAAUAAUGAUAAAUGUUAUAUAUUAGAUACAAUGACAUCAGGAAAAUAUUUUAAUGGUCAAUGGCAAAAACAUUGGUCACGUGUACUUGAAAUAGGACAAAAUAAUACAAAUAUAAUGACAGAAUUAUUUCAAUUAGACAGUGAAGCAGCAGCAAUGACUAUGACAAAACAAAUAAUGAUUAUAGCUGCUAAUGGUGAAAUACUUUUUGUUGAUUUAGGUUUUCUUCAACAACAACAUAAAAGAAAUUAUGAAAAACAUUAUCAAAAUUUAUCAUGA